UUGAAUUUGGCAUAUUUUGGGGAAGUAGGAAACGUUGGUAAUUUCUCUUUUAGUAUAUUUUAAUUAUUUUUUAAAACUUUUAUUCACCAAUUACGUUUAUGCCGAUAAACUUUUGAAAUUGUUAUGGUAGGAAAGCAGUACUCCUGCGAAGAUAGCCCGGAUUUAGAAAGAGAUUGUAUCUCUCCUUUGAUGGAUCACAGAAAAUCUCGAUACCCAUUUUGUAUAGUAUGGACGCCCAUUCCAAUUCUUACCUGGAUUUUUCCUUUUCUUGGACACAUGGGAAUUGCUCUCUCUACGGGGGUGAUUCGCGAUUUUGCUGGCCCCUAUUAUGUUUCAGAAGACGAUAUGGCGUUCGGAAAGCCCACCAAGUACUGGCAGCUGGAUCCAAUGAAGUCGAAAGGGGGCAGGGCAGCUUGGGAUUUAGCCGUCACUGAAGCUUCCGAAGAAUACAAACGAAGAAUGCAUAACUUGUUUUGCGAUAAUUGUCACUCUCAUGUUGCUAUGGCGCUGAACCUAAUGCAGUAUGGUGACAAAUCUAAUUGGAAUAUGGUCAUUUUAUGCUUUUACAUGCUCAUAUUCGGGAAAUAUGUGAGCUUUUUAGGAUUUUUAAAAACUUGGCUUCCAUUCGUGAUACUUGCAGGGUCUUUCAUAACUAUCGUGACAUUACUGCAUUAUCUAUGAUUUGAUUCUUAUAAGUGUAAUUUGCAUAGCUGUAAUUUUAUAAUUGUUUGUAUCCUUGUCUAUUUAUCACAUCCUAGUCAAAUAAGCAACUGAAAGCUUUUAAA
Uloborus diversus is the source of this 785-nucleotide messenger RNA. Its product is annotated as transmembrane protein 222-like. NCBI's taxonomy places the organism in Eukaryota, Metazoa, Arthropoda, Arachnida, Araneae, Uloboridae. The transcript has a single exon. Bases 124 to 681 code for a protein of 185 amino acids. The record is from RefSeq and is a predicted model, not a curated record.